UCCCUAUUCAGGUCCCGUUGCCUAUCUGCGGACUACUUGGAAGUUUUUCUGCCCUCUCGAGUCUGUUCGCAUUGCCAUAGUGGAGUAUCCUGCGAGCAUUUACGCGAGGACCAUGGUAGUCUGGCAGAUAGGCAAACAGAACCGAGUCAACAUGGAGGGGUUGCGAUUUCCAAAGAGCUAGAAGUCGUCAACUUUUCUGCCCAUGGCGCCGGAGUCCGUUGUUGAAACCCUGGCUCAACAUAUCCCCAUUGGACCGCUUGAAACGUAUUUCCCAGCUUGUCAUCGUGUAAGGCAAUCUAUGCCUGCCUUCUUACCCUUGCCUUGUGGAUUUGGUAUAUCCAGGUCAAGCUGCAAGCAUACCUGCAGGCACUGCCGUGAAGAACCGAGUCAGACGUAUACCUCUCUCCCUUGUCCCUGGACUAUCUUCGUCUUAACGCUGUUGUCUGCAGUCUGUAAGCUGACGCCCCUCCAGAAGUCUGCAGCGGAAAUAUGUAACCCCUUCUCGGUUUUCAUCUGUUUUCAUUUGACCAUUGUUUUGGAAUCAGGGCUGCCUGCCACAUGUCAUAUUCAUGUCUGGACUUACAAGGGAGGGACAAUAAAAGGUGUGGCGUACGGAUACGGAUAUGGGUAUCUACUCGGCCCGCUUAGCCUUGGAUGAAGAGCCACGCCCCGAAAACGCGUACAUCCAAAUCUUGUUAUGACGCCUGCGAGUCUCCGCAAGUGGAAUGAACGCGAGGGGGUGGUGGAGGGGGAGGAUGAUGCAAGAUAGCACCGCCUUGAAACCUUCAGCUUUUGGUGAUCGACCAUCGCGAUGUCGAAAUUGAGCAACUUUCAAGAUGCAUACUAUCC
This is a messenger RNA of Colletotrichum phormii, 849 nucleotides long. RefSeq lists its product as uncharacterized. Bases 203 to 658 code for a protein of 151 amino acids. The record is from RefSeq and is a predicted model, not a curated record. The transcript has a single exon. NCBI's taxonomy places the organism in Eukaryota, Fungi, Ascomycota, Sordariomycetes, Glomerellales, Glomerellaceae.